AGUAAACACUGUGGUUUAGACUCUAUAAAAGCUGAAGAGGAAACUCUCUAGUAUUUCCAGAAGGCUGUUGCAUGUCUGGCUAAGAGCGUGUCUGCUUAGGAGAAGUCAAUCAUGAACUUAAAAAUGUUAAAAGCGAGCCUAAAGAAGAUAUCAUCCCUGAUUUGUUUACUCUACACAACAAAGAGUGAGAUGAGCUGUGGUGAGAAGUUCCUUCUGCUUAUCUCGUGUCUGAUCACCAGUCUCAUUUUGGCUGUGUUUUUCCUCCUGGCUAUUUGCUUCCCAUUAAAUUUUGGCAUUGAAGUUGCCAUUGCCACUACUGCAACGUUUUGGCUUUGUGUUACACUAGCUAUGUGGCUUUCUACAAGUGUUCGCUGUUUUGGAGUUUUGUUCCUCCUGUCCAUCAGCUUGAAACAAGGCAAGAAACAACUCCUUGCAGCUGGAACUACCAUUGUGAUCUUCUUGAACAUCCGGAACACUCUGAUGAACUUGAAAGGGUUUGGAAAGAGUUUGGUCUGCAAUUUGGAAGAAAAACUUAUUACCAUUGACCUAGCACCAUUUAGGAACUAUAUCCAAAUGUUACAAUGGGUGGCUACUGAGCUUAAAAAUGGCCUGAUCAAUUUUCUGGGUAUAGAUUAUGAAACUGAAUUUAAAAUAAAGCCGAUUGUGCAUUCAUCGGAGUUCACGAAGAAAGUAUCAGAAGCACAGAGGACCAUGAAUCAGACAGCAGAGAGCGUGUUGGUCAUCGUCAAUGGAAUUUCGACCGUUGGAAAGAAAGUAUCUCCAGUUUUAGGAGUUGUAAUGCUCAUUAUUGCGACAGCUCUCUACGUGAGGAAAUUCCGAUUCUGUAAAAAGCAGAAAAAUGUGUUGAUUACAAAAAGAUUCUUAAAGUAUGACGAAAACCAGCAAUUACAAGGAAAACCGUCAGUCAUGCCUCUGAGUAAGAAGGAGAAGAAACGUUAUAUUCUUGUUCCCUCUCCCCAUUUAACCAAAAAGGAUGUGAAAACCAUGCUUAAAUUUAGCCUCUCGAUUGUAACUCAUAGCAUGACCUGGUUCUUCUUCGUCGGACUUGAUGCUCUUGUUUAUUGGAUUAUUACUGUUUUGAGCAAGAGACUGGAAGAGUUGAAGCCACUCCAUGUUCCUGUGUUGCUAAAAGUGGAGGAAGGAACCUUCUUCAUCGGCAUCAACGUCGAUCACAAGCAAAAAGUCAUGGACUAUUCCUUUGAUGUGCCCAUCUUUGAGAAAAAGUGCUUGCCGGCACCGGAACUCUGGCUUUACAAAUCAAUCAUCCCUCUGGCUAUCAUUCUUGGCUUGCUGGUUUUUCUAAUCGUAUUGUCGUCAAAGCUCAGUCAGUUGAGGCUCGUCGUGUCCGAGCAGUUCUACUCAGAAGAGGCAGAUAAGCGUGUUGCCGAGCUGCACUCCAAGAUCCUGAAACGAAGAUCGAAAUAUACGGCUAAGGACGCAAAACGAGCCCUAAAAUCGUUUGCCACACAGCUUCACUUUUGGUUCCCAAUCAUUUUCUGUUAUCGAAACAACUAUCAACAGACUCAGGAGAAUAACUUAUAAGGUUUGUUUUCUGUUUAUUUUUUUUCAUCUUGUAUUUUUUUUAAAUAUGUAUAGACAAAUCCCAUCUUUAUUUGUGUAUGCCUAAUACAUUAGACAAAACUACAUCUGGCUUUUUUUUUUUAUUGGGGAAAAGGUUCUUUGUCAGUCUGUACAACAAAAGAGGGGUAAGAACCCCUUUUUUAUUUUAUUUUUUACAAAAUCUUCCAGUUUUUAAGUUAUCAUAAUGGUAAUUUUAUUAUUGUAUACAUAGAUUAUUAGAUGUUUAAUUUAUAAAAUGUGCAUGAUCUUUUUACCACUGUAUAAGC
This is a messenger RNA of Silurus meridionalis, 1868 nucleotides long. RefSeq names its product dendritic cell-specific transmembrane protein. NCBI's taxonomy places the organism in Eukaryota, Metazoa, Chordata, Actinopteri, Siluriformes, Siluridae. The record is from RefSeq and is a predicted model, not a curated record. The transcript is spliced from 4 exons. Bases 112 to 1563 code for a protein of 483 amino acids. Gene Ontology annotation, cellular component: membrane.